AUGUCGUCGCAACAAGAUAUCAAUGCCCUGCUGUACGCCAUGCGUACACAGAUUGCAAUGUUAACCUCACAACUCGCCGAGCUACAGACAAACCCUCCUGCGGCAACCCCCUCGGUAGAGAAAAAGUUCAAUAAAAAAGUUGAAGUUGUCGCUGACCCUGGCGCCUUUGAAGGAGACAGAGCACAAUUCGCCGAGUGGUGGAUCAAGCUCCAGAUUUGGGUUAAGGCAAAUUGGGACACAUUUGCCGACAACUUUGAGGUAGCCACUGCAGUGCUAUCUCGACUAAAAGGACCUGUGGCGGGUCGGUACGCCCAAGUUAGAUUACAGGAGUGCUACACCACGGGAGUGUGGCCGACCUGGGACGAUCUCAAGAAAGAGAUCGAAAAAUACUUUAAACCACAAGCUGAGCGUGACUGGGCGCGUCAGCAAAUCUGUUCCUUCAAACAAGGAAAUAUGAGGAUGGAUGACUAUGUUACCCGGUUCCUGGCCCUCUCCAUCCAAGGAGGGCUUGAAAAUGAACAUGCAGUAGAACUGCUGGAGUGCAAUGUGAACCCUUGCAUUGCAGAACAAAUCUACUUGCAGGAUACAAGAAACAAGAACUUGGCCUUGGCGGCUGAGGAAGUACGACGAAUCGGUAGAGCCAUGGAACUUUACCAAAUGCACCAUGGUGGCGGGUCCACCACCAAAAACAACAAAUCCCAGAGGCGCCCUGGGUCAUCAAACCAUCAAAACCAUUCUCACGGGUUCAAGCCGUUCGGGCUGCAACCAGGGCAGGGAGCCCCUAUGGAUAUCGGCGCGGUCCAAGGAGGACAGAUGCGCAGAUUCCAGGGGAACUGCUAUAAUUGCAGCCAAGAGGGACACAUGUCCCGAGACUGCAGAAAAGGAGCGCAGGCUGCCCAACAAAAAAAUAACCAAGGGCGCCAGGCGCGCCAAUUAGAGUCCGAAAAACCGGACGAUCGGCUCCAGACUCUGGCCGGUCGUUCGUACAACGAAAUCCGGGCCUUCUUCUAA
Molecule: messenger RNA, 1011 nt
Organism: Serpula lacrymans var. lacrymans S7.9
Lineage: Eukaryota; Fungi; Basidiomycota; Agaricomycetes; Boletales; Serpulaceae
Exons: 1
Coding region: 1-1011 (336 amino acids)
Molecular function (GO): nucleic acid binding; zinc ion binding
Source: RefSeq, a predicted model, not a curated record